CCCUCUCUCCGCCCCUCCCUCUCACCGCAGUCCCGACAUGGCGGCGGCCAGUGCGGUGCGGGCGGCCGGGCGUCGCUCCCGGCGACUCUUCGACAUCUUCGUGGCUGAGAUUCCCUGGACGGUGUCGAGCAAGGAGCUGAAGGAGUACUUCUCCCAGUUCGGGUCGGUGCAGAGGUGCCAGCUGCCUUUCAACAGAGAUACAGGCUUUCACAGACGUUAUUGCUGGAUUAAAUUCUCAACUCCAGAAGAAGUUCAGAAUGUGUUACAGAAGGACUCCCACAUUCUUGAAGGUUCCAAGCUCACUCUCAAACAGCAGAUCCGUAGAAGACGCAGUCAAAGAGAGUCAAAGUGAAUGAGUGGUGGAAGGAGGCUUUAUUUCACUAAAUGUAAAGAAACUAAAAUAAAGAUUACUGAGAAACUA
Molecule: messenger RNA, 421 nt
Organism: Pyrgilauda ruficollis (rufous-necked snowfinch)
Lineage: Eukaryota; Metazoa; Chordata; Aves; Passeriformes; Passeridae
Gene: SLIRP
Product: SRA stem-loop interacting RNA binding protein
Exons: 4
Coding region: 38-352 (104 amino acids)
Molecular function (GO): RNA binding
Source: RefSeq, a predicted model, not a curated record